AUGGCCCGCUUCGAAGACGGGCUGUCUAGCCGCUAUGGAGGCAGCUGUCCCGCGGGCCCGACCAGAGGGGCCAGCCGGCCGCCGGGGCAGUCGAUGGCCCAGAGAGCCAGGACCAUGGCCAUUUACAACCCCAUCCCGGUCAAACAGAACUGCCUCACCGUUAACCGCUCCCUGUUCACCUUCAGUGAGGAUAAUAUCAUACGGAAAUAUGCCAAAAGGAUCACAGAAUGGCCUCCAUUUGAGUACAUGAUCCUGGCCACCAUCAUAGCCAACUGCAUUGUGCUGGCCCUGGAGCAGCACCUACCGGCCUCAGACAAAACACCGAUGUCAGAGCGUUUGGACGACACGGAGCCCUACUUUAUUGGAAUAUUUUGUUUCGAGGCUGGCAUCAAGAUCAUCGCCCUGGGCUUCGCCUUUCACAAAGGCUCCUACCUGCGUAAUGGCUGGAAUGUAAUGGACUUUGUGGUGGUCCUAACAGGGAUCCUGGCCACUGUGGGGGCCGACUUUGAUCUGACAACACUGAGGGCGGUCAGAGUGCUGCGGCCGCUCAAAUUGGUCUCCGGCAUUCCAAGUCUUCAGGUGGUAUUGAAGUCCAUUAUGAAAGCCAUGGUGCCUCUGCUGCAGAUCGGCUUGCUGCUCUUCUUCGCCAUCCUCAUGUUCGCCAUCAUCGGCCUCGACUUCUACAUGGGCAAGUUCCACCGCACCUGCUUCAGAAUCGACACAGACGUGAAGGCAGCGGAUUUCCCCUGUGGCCUGGAGGCUCCAGCGAGGACCUGCGCCAACGGCACCACCUGCAAGGAGUACUGGACCGGACCCAACUAUGGCAUCACCAACUUUGACAACAUCCUCUUUGCUGUGCUCACCGUCUUCCAGUGCAUCACAAUGGAGGGAUGGGUGGACAUUCUCUACAACGCCAACGAUGCUUCAGGGAACACGUGGAACUGGCUCUACUUCAUCCCCCUCAUCAUCAUCGGCUCCUUCUUCAUGCUCAACCUGGUGUUAGGUGUGCUGUCAGGGGAGUUUGCCAAGGAGAGAGAGCGGGUGGAGAAGAGGCAGGAAUUCCUGAAGCUCCGCAGACAACAGCAGAUAGAAAGAGAGUUAACUGGGUACCUGGAGUGGAUCUGUAAAGCAGAGGAGGUAAUGCUGGCUGAGGAAGACAAGAACGCAGAGGAGAAAUCUCUGGAUGGAGCGUGGUACAAAAAGAAACACAACAACUCUGUGCUGAAAAGAGCCAAGAAGAGUAAGAAUGACCUCAUCAAUGCAGAGGAAGCUGAGGACCACUUCACUGACAUCUCAUCUGUUGGGUCCCCGUUCACCCGGACCAGCUUGAAGAGCAAGAACGAGAGCUCGUCUUACUUCAGGAGGAAAGAGAAGAGGAUGCGCUUCACCAUCCGCCGUCUGGUCAAGUCCCAGAGCUUCUACUGGACUGUGCUGUGUCUGGUUGGCCUCAACACGUUGUGUGUAGCCAUAGUACACUAUGACCAGCCUGAUUGGCUCACCUUUGCCCUCUACCUAGCAGAGUUUGUCUUCCUGGGCCUGUUCCUGGCUGAGAUGUCCAUGAAAAUGUACGGCCUCGGGCCCCAGAACUACUUCCACUCAUCAUUCAACUGCUUUGACUUCGGGGUGAUCAUUGGCAGUAUUUUUGAGGUGGUCUGGGCCGUCAUCAAACCCGGGGCCUCAUUUGGGAUCAGUGUCCUGCGGGCUCUGAGGCUGCUCAGGAUCUUCAAAGUCACAAAGUACUGGAACUCCUUGAGGAACCUGGUCGUAUCCCUUCUCAACUCCAUGAAGUCUAUCAUCAGCCUGCUGUUCCUCCUCUUCCUCUUCAUCGUGGUUUUCGCUCUGCUGGGCAUGCAGCUGUUUGGGGGCCAAUUUAAUUUUGAAGACGAAACGCCCACAACCAACUUUGACACAUUCCCAGCAGCGAUUCUCACCGUGUUCCAGAUCCUAACCGGGGAGGACUGGAAUGCAGUCAUGUACCACGGCAUCGAGUCACAGGGGGGCGUCCACAGGGGAAUGUUCUCCUCCAUUUAUUUCAUCGUCCUCACUCUCUUUGGAAACUACACGCUUCUCAACGUAUUCUUGGCCAUCGCUGUCGAUAACCUCGCAAAUGCCCAGGAGCUCACCAAGGAUGAAGAGGAGCAAGAGGAGGCCAUCAAUAAGAAGAUUGCGCUCCAGAAGGCCAAGGAGGUAAAGGAGGUCAGCCCCAUGUCAGCCACUAACAUUUCCAUCACAGCUUUUCUAACACGCAGUCGAGGUAACGCGCACUCUAGCAGCUCAUCCAUCUGCAGCGUUAACUCACUGAGUUAUGUCUGCACCCCAGUCCAUCACUACCUGAGUAAGGAGCAGCAGAAGUCGUUGAAGACCAUGUCAGUGUGGGAGCAGAGGGCCAACAAGCUGAGGUGGAACAACCAGGCAAGCUGCAAGGCCCUCCACAGUGAGAUGGAGCUGGAGGACCGUCUCCGCCUGUCCCCGGCGCUCCACAUCCGGUCAGACAUGAAAACCCACCUUGACCGGCCGCUGGUUGUUGAGCCUCGCGAAGGGCCUUUGCUUGCUGGCCACCAGCACCACCAUCACAAGCCCUGCAUGCCAGAGGCAGCAGUGACUGCCACCGACCCUCCUCCUCCUGUGCCUCACCAGCCUCGCCGCCACCACCGCCACAGAGACAGAGACCGAACGAAGGCGAGACAGGAUACGAAUGAUAACAGUGGCGCCAGUAAGGACGGGGGCCAUCAUGUCCAUCACAGCCACUCCAAAGACCACGAAGGCAUCCGGGGCCAGGAGGGGAAAAGCGAGAGGUCCCGCAGCCGAGAGGGAGGCAGGAGACAUAACCAUCAGAGCUCAGUGGAUGACAGCGGAGGGGGAGGAGUCAAGAGCGAGAGAGAGCAUCGGCAUCAUCAUUCACACCGGCAGUCCAGAGGGGGCAACGGGACGGUAAACAGCGGAGGCAGGGCAGAGCGAAGAUCCCGCCACAAAGAUGGACGAUCGUCUAACAGGGAUGGGGAUGGACAUUCCAGAGGAGACAGUGGAGCCACUGGAGAGAAGAGGAGACAUCGGGGUCAUGGAUCCAGGGGCCAAUCAGUUGAAGGAGAGGAGUCAAACGACAGAGAGAAGACAAACAAUCACAGGGACAGGUUUGUUGACUCAGAGGGGGAGUCCCUCGCCUUCUCCCCCCAGCAGGGCUCUGGGGGGGCCAGCUGGCCUCCUGAUCAACCAGAAGACUCAGACAACCAGAGGAACGUCAAAAGAACUGGCCAAUCCUCCGUCCAAAUUCCUCCUGUGACGAUCACCUCCCCACCUGGAGACACCACCUUCAUCCAAAUGAGCAGUCUUGCCUGUGAGACCAUGCCCAUGAAUGAGAGUGGACCCAAACCCAUCCUGCCUUACAGUUCUAUGUUCAUCUUUGGACAAUCCAAUCCGGUGAGGCGCUUAUGUCACUACAUUGUGACUCUGCGGUAUUUUGAGAUGUCCAUCCUGGUGGUCAUUGCUAUGAGCAGUAUUGCCUUGGCUGCAGAGGACCCUGUGUGGACGAACGCCCCUCGCAACAAUGUACUCAAAUAUCUGGACUACGCCUUCACUGGUGUUUUCACAUUUGAAAUGGUGAUCAAGAUGGUGGACCUUGGCCUGUUGCUUCAUCCUGGAGCCUACUUCAGAGACCUGUGGAACAUUCUGGACUUCAUAGUGGUCAGUGGGGCGCUGGUGGCUUUUGCAUUUUCGAGCUUCAUGGGUAGAUCGCAACAAGGUGUGACCAGGGGGACCAAAGGCAAAGACAUCAGCACAAUCAAGUCACUGAGGGUUCUCAGAGUGCUCAGGCCUCUCAAGACCAUCAAACGCCUGCCAAAACUCAAGGCGGUGUUCGACUGUGUGGUCAAUUCUUUGAAGAAUGUGCUGAACAUCCUCAUUGUUUACAUCCUCUUCAUGUUCAUCUUUGCUGUCAUCGCGGUCCAGCUCUUCAAGGGAAAAUUCUUCUACUGCACAGACGAGUCUAAGGGCCUAGAGAAGGACUGCAAAGGGCAGUUCCUAGACUACGACCAAGACGAGGUGGCCGCCAUGCCCAGAGAGUGGAAGAAAUAUGAGUUCCAUUAUGACAAUGUGCUGUGGGCCUUCCUGACCCUCUUCACGGUCUCCACCGGGGAGGGCUGGCCAACUGUCUUGAAGCACUCUGUGGAUGCUACCUUUGAAGACACGGGUCCCAGUCCAGGCUACAGGAUAGAAAUGUCCAUCUUCUAUGUGGUCUACUUCGUGGUCUUCCCUUUCUUUUUUGUUAACAUCUUCGUCGCUCUCAUCAUCAUCACCUUCCAGGAGCAGGGAGACAAGGCCUUGUCUGAGUGCAGCUUGGAAAAGAAUGAGAGGGCUUGUAUUGACUUUGCCAUAAACGCCAGACCUCUGACCCGCUACAUGCCCCAGAACACGCAGUCCUUCCAGUACAGGAUGUGGAAGUUUGUGGUCUCACCUCCAUUCGAGUACUCCAUCAUGAUCAUGAUCGCUCUCAAUACUGUAGUACUCAUGAUGAAGUUCCAUGGAGCUCCAGACUUCUAUGAAGCCAUGCUUAAGAACCUGAACAUAGUGUUCACCACUCUCUUCUCUCUGGAGUGUGUCCUCAAGAUCAUUGCUUUUGGUCCGUUGAACUACUUAAAGGAUGCCUGGAACGUAUUUGACUUUGUCACAGUGCUGGGCAGCAUCACCGACAUCCUGGUGACUGAAAUCAAUACUACGGACAGGCUGCUGAACCUGAGCUUCCUGAGGCUGUUCAGAGCCGCUCGGCUCAUCAAGCUGCUGAGACAGGGCUACACCAUCCGCAUCCUGCUGUGGACCUUCGUCCAGUCCUUCAAGGCCCUGCCUUAUGUUUGCCUUCUGAUUGCUAUGCUGUUCUUCAUCUAUGCCAUCAUUGGGAUGCAGGUGUUUGGCAACAUAGAUAUGAAUGAGGACACAGCUAUCAAUCACCACAACAACUUCCGUACUUUUCUCCAAGCUCUCAUGCUGCUGUUCAGGAGUGCGACUGGCGAGGCCUGGCAUGAGAUCAUGUUAUCCUGUUUGAGUCACCGAGCCUGUGACGAGCGCUCAGGGAACCAUGGGAAAGAGUGUGGCAGUGACUUUGCCUACUUCUACUUUGUGUCCUUCAUCUUCCUCUGCUCCUUCCUGAUGCUGAACCUGUUUGUGGCCGUCAUAAUGGAUAACUUUGAGUACUUAACCAGAGACUCCUCCAUCCUGGGGCCUCAUCACCUGGAUGAGUUCAUCCGGGUUUGGGCCGAGUACGACCCGGCUGCAUGUGGCCGUAUCAAGUACCUCGAUAUGUAUCAGAUGCUGCUCCACAUGUCCCCACCCUUAGGUUUGGGAAAGAAAUGUCCACCAAGAGUCGCCUACAAGCGCCUCGUCAAAAUGAACAUGCCCAUCGCUGAUGACAACAGCGUCCAUUUUACCUCCACCCUGAUGGCCCUGAUUCGCACUGCCCUGGAGAUCAAAUUGGCCUCAGGCAUGGUAGCCCAGCGCUUAUCUGACGCUGUGUUAAAGAAGGAUUUGUCUACAGUGUGGCCCAGUCUCUCUCAGAAGACCAUGGAUCUGUUGGUGACACCACAUAAACACAAUGAACUGACCGUAGGGAAGGUUUAUGCGGCCCUGAUGAUCUUCGACUACUAUAAGCAGAAUCGAGCACGGAGGCAGCAGCAGCAACAGGGCGUGUCAGGCUCCAAGUGCAAGGUCGGGGCUCUGUUUAAGCCAUUGCUGCCUCUGACUCACAUGCAGGAGAAAGAUCUGCACAGAGUGGAGCCUCCCAGCAUGCAUCAGCCCCAUGCCAAGUCCCAGCCACAGACCAGACCUAGCUCCAACUCCCUCAACAAUGGAGGCACGCUGCCAGGUCAUGACCACACCAUCAAGGAAUCAUCCUCCUGGGUGAUGGAGAAACCCAAGGAAGCGCCCCGAGCUAAGACAAAGAGAACCAUGUCCAGAGGUCCAUCAGAGGACAAACCGGACAUUGCCGUCAUCCAGGAAUCGGUGGAGAUGAGGAAGAUGGAGACCAGUGCCAGCAGCACUUUACCAGUCCCUGAGUCAGGUCUGGAGAACCAGGGCAGAGCAGCUUCUAUGCCUCGACUCAAUGCUGAGCUGCAGCGGAGCCAUUCAGGCCACUCUCCAGGGAUCCAUCUGGCUACUGUUCCUGAUGUCAGUCCAAUGAAGCGCUCUGCCUCCACCGUGGCCCCACAGCGACCCCAGGAGGUCAACCUGAGGGACUACACCCUGGAGAAACCCAGCCAGGACCGGCCCCACCACCAUCACCACCACCACCACCACCGCUGCCACCAUCGCCGAGACAGGGACAGAGAUAAAGACAGGGAGAAGAGGCAGAGGUCUUUGGAUACACCUCUGGGUGGACAGCCACCUAGCUCUGCUGGUGCACCAGGAGAGCCUGAGUCUGACCCGGCUGCCUCCAGAGACCGAGGCCAUGACCGCGGACGCUCCCACGACAGGAAACACCACUCCUCAGCGGAUAAGCAGCGCUACUACUCCUGCGACCGCUACUGCAGCCGGGAACACUGCCACACCAAAUCUGCCGCUGCCAGCUGUGCCGCCUCCCCCAGCGAGGGGCAGGAACCCAGCAACAAGCAGGGCAGUGGUUGGGUUAAAGGCAGCCCAAUGGCACUGAGUUCAUCUUCUAGCACGCCAAGCCGCGGACGUCGGCAGCUCCCCCAGACCCCCCUCACCCCGCGGCCUGGGGUGGCCUACAAGACUGCCAAUUCAUCCCCUGUGCACUUUGAGUCCAGCCAGGCCUCUCUGAGUCCUGGCCGGCUGAGCCGCGGCCUGUCAGACCAUGGCGCCCUCCAGCACAGCACCCACCACUUUCCCUGCCCCGUCACUCGUAUCAGCUCCGAGCCCUUCCUGGGCCGGGGCCACGGCGAGGCUCUGGGCAGCCUCUACAGCAGCCUCCGGGACCAGCUGGACGUCUUUCAGGAUGCGGUGUCACUGACGCCCAGCCCCCGUGCCGAACGCUCAUCUCGGACCGCACUGCCUCGUAUGAUGGGAGCCCUGCUUCCUGCUCCGCAGCAGAACCUUGGGGUGCCCAACGGGUACCACUUCAGCUUCCGGGGAAGCACCAGCCCAGGCUCUGGUGUCAGGGCACACAGGUAUUACCAGGAGGCAGAGGAGGACGAAUGGUGCUAGCAUGGCU
Messenger RNA from Anoplopoma fimbria (sablefish), 7156 nucleotides. It is a transcript of the gene cacna1ba, whose product is annotated as calcium channel, voltage-dependent, N type, alpha 1B subunit, a. NCBI's taxonomy places the organism in Eukaryota, Metazoa, Chordata, Actinopteri, Perciformes, Anoplopomatidae. Gene Ontology annotation, cellular component: voltage-gated calcium channel complex; membrane; neuronal cell body. Gene Ontology annotation, molecular function: high voltage-gated calcium channel activity. The transcript has 52 exons. The record is from RefSeq and is a predicted model, not a curated record. Gene Ontology annotation, biological process: calcium ion import across plasma membrane; chemical synaptic transmission. Bases 1 to 7149 code for a protein of 2382 amino acids.